Molecule: messenger RNA, 3619 nt
Organism: Gadus macrocephalus (Pacific cod)
Lineage: Eukaryota; Metazoa; Chordata; Actinopteri; Gadiformes; Gadidae
Product: toll-like receptor 8
Exons: 1
Coding region: 1-3000 (999 amino acids)
Biological process (GO): defense response to virus; canonical NF-kappaB signal transduction; positive regulation of interleukin-6 production
Cellular component (GO): plasma membrane
Molecular function (GO): pattern recognition receptor activity; protein binding
Source: RefSeq, a predicted model, not a curated record
AUGUUCCAACACAGUACAAAUUGGAUGUCCCGGCAGUUUCCAUGUGAUGUCAGUGGACUAGUGUUUCAUUGUGAAGCAAAAAAACUUCAACAAGUACCUGACGGGAUAACCAGCAAUGCCACCGUAGUUAAUUUGUCAAAAAACAAUCUUCAGCAAAUACCAGGGAAUGCGUUUUCUCAUCUGGAAAAUCUCACUGAACUUAAUCUUGUCCAGGCAAAAAAGAACGGGCUGAAGGACGUCGACAUCGAUAAGGAUGCUUUCAUGAAUCUAACAAACUUGAAAAUACUGAAUUUAGGCUACAAUCGUCUGACUCGUGUCCCCGGUAUUCUUCCUCACAGUCUGACAACGAUUUGGCUAAACAACAACAAUAUCCUGGUGAUCAAUAAUAGGAGUUUUUCUGGGAUAAGAAAUGUGACGCAUCUAUUCUUGCAAAGAAACGGCUGUUCUAGCAAUAAAUGCUCCAAUCCAGUAAAUAUUUCAGAUGACAGUUUUCCAGUUUUGACAAAACUUAAGGUUCUGGACCUUUCCUCCAACAGUUUAAGACGUGUUCCAAAGGGACUACCAACAACGCUUACCAACCUGGCACUUAGUAACAACCAAAUACAUUACAUUUCUGAAGAGGACUUUAAAGAGCUCCAUCACUUAAAAGCACUGACAAUACAUGGAAACUGCCCAAGAUGUGGAAAUGCUCCAUUUCCCUGUGUAGCUUGCCCUAAUAUUUCUCUUGGAAUCCAUCCUAAGGUGUUUAUUGACCUUACCGAACUACAGACGUUGGAUUUAGCUGGCAACUCCCUGACACAACUUAAUGACUUUUGGUUUGAAAAUCUCCAAAAUCUGAAAAAACUCUUGCUAUCAUUCAAUCUUUUACAAAAUGCCAUUCAGGGUGAACUUAAGUGUUUUAGUAGUCUUUCAAAAUUAGAACAUUUAGAUCUGUCGUUCAAUUAUGGACGUAACACAUACCCAAAGACCGUUCAGCUGUCAAAGGGUUUUUCAAAGCUUAGGUCGCUUCAAGUAUUGCACUUGGUUGGUUUAGUUUUUAGAGAAAUAGAAUUUGAUACUUUGAAACCUCUUGUUUCGCUUAAAAACCUAACUGUGCUAAAUCUAGGGACUAACUUUAUUGUUCACUCUAAUUCCACUAUAUUCAAAGAACUCCAUCAGCUGAAAGGCAUAUUCCUAUCAGAGAAUAGACUGUAUCCCGUUUCAGUAAGUGCACCUAACCCACCUGGCCAGGGAGGUAACGUUGAAGCCAACCUGAUUUUUUCACCACACCUGGUGGCCGACACGUUGAAUUUUGGUAGUAGAAUUUUGGCAAAUCCAGAGUGUAUCAAGGCAGGCCGUGUGCUGAGUUUUAGCUCAAAUAAUCUUUUCUUCAUAACUCCGGAGCAAUUUGAAGGCUAUGAUAAUAUCUCAUGCCUUAACCUUUCAGGAAAUGGGUUUUCAUCUGCAUUAAAUGGGACUGAAUUUGAGUCGUUGCCAAAUCUGACAUAUUUGGAUCUGUCAUUUAAUAAGAUUGACUUGGCCUAUAGACAUGCAUUCCAGGAAUUACAGAAGCUAAAGGUAUUGGACAUCAGUUUCAACGACCACUACUUUAAAGCCUACGGGAUCACGCAUAAUUUAGAUUUUGUUAAAAAUCUGCCUGUUCUUGAGAUAUUAAAUAUGAGCAAUAAUUGUAUUCAUACUUUAGCUACCAAAUGGUUACAGAGUAAGUCAUUAAAUGAGCUUCGAUUUGGACACAAUGAACUUGGGACUCUUUGGAAAGAUGCAUCGUAUUUCAAUCUGUUUACUAAUCUCACUAAUUUGAAAAUACUAGACAUUUCAUCCAACAACAUUGAUGAAAUUCCUGAUAAGGUAUACGUUUUGUUACCACGGCAGCUCACAACCCUGUUCAUAAAUGAAAACAAACUCUCAGAUUUUAUUUGGACUAAACUAGAAUAUUUCAACAACCUCCAGACCCUUGAUCUAAGUCACAAUUAUAUUACUUAUGUAAAAAGCGUUACCUCCCGUACUUUAAGAACUCUUAAUUUGGAUCAUAAUCAAAUUGCACAACUGUCAAAUGGAUUUUUGGAGGGCGCCAUAAGCCUUACAACCCUCUCGCUGAACCACAACAGGCUGACUGUUAUCAACCAGACUAACUUCUUAACAAAACCUAAAAACUACCUUCAAACGUUGUCUUUACAUAGGAACCCAUUUCAAUGCUCAUGUGACACACUUGAUUUCAUUCUGUGGAUCGAAGACAACGAUGUCACCAUCCCAAGCCUGACCACGGAUGUCUAUUGCUUCGUAUCAUACGGCCACAUUCAGGUGAUGAUUUACUUUGAGUUUGACCAGUGUGUCAACAACACUUUGGCACUGCUGAUCUCAGUUCUCACAACUACCUUCAUCGUUGUCACCACGUCGAUGGCAACGGUGGCGCACAUCUUCUACUGGGACGCCUCCUACGUCCUGCAUUACCUGAAGGCCAAAUGGAAGGGCUAUCGUGCUUCGGCCUCGCAAGACAACGUGUAUGAAGUCUUCGUGACAUAUGACACCAAAGACCCCUGGGUCUCGGAGUGGGUGCUGGAGACGCUGAGGGUGAAGCUGGAGGUGGAGGGGGAGAAGGUGUUGCCCUUAUGUCUGGGGGAGCGGGACUGGCCCCUCGGCGUCCCGGUGAUCGACAACCUCACCCACAGCAUUCGCUACAGCCGCAAGACCCUGUUUGUGCUGACCAAGGCGUACGCCAAGACGGGGAUGUUCCGCUUGGCUAUGUACCUGGCCCACCAGCGGCUGCUGGAUGAGAACCUGGACGUGAUCGUGGUGCUGAUGUUGGAGCCGGUGCUGCAGAACACUCACUUCCUGCGUCUGAGGAGGAGGCUGUGCGGGGAGAGUGUUGUGGAGUGGCCCAGGACUGCGGCCGCUGAGCCCUGGUUUUGGCAGAACCUCAGGAAUGUCGUUAGGGUGGACAAUCAGACGAUGUACACCAGCACUUACUCUCAGUACUUCACCUGUAGGGAGAGAGACUGAAGCUGUAGCUUGGACAUUUUUCUUUUUUUCUGAAUUACUUUUAUGUUAAGUUACUUAAAUGUACUUGUUGUUGUAGGCUAUUUUUGCAGUUAUCUUUGUUGAGUGAUGCUUUUGAACUGAUCUUCUUCAUGGGUUUAAUUCUAUGAUAAUGUGUGUUAAUAAUGAACCACUUUUAACCGCCUAGUUUUAGGUCAUAGUGUUAUCAGGCUUUGUUUUGCAUUGCUGUUGUCUUGUGGUUUCAAAAGUUCCAUAAUAAAGGGCCUCUAAAUUUCUAAAUGAAGGUUGGCCUGAGGCUGAACCGUUGUCAUUUUGGAAAGGUUGUUCAACUCUCAAUACAAUUUAAAUAAUGAUAUAAAGACUUCUUUAAAGAAUAUAAGUAAAAAAUAGCCAAUAGUUCCCGACACCAAUGCUAAAUGGAACUAUUUUAUCAAUGACCUUUGGUGGCUUUCCAUGCAGAAAGUGAAAUAUUUGAUGUGUUUAUUAAAUCAAAAAGCAUAAUACAAUAGAAUCUUUCUUUCUUUGUCAAUUAAGUUAUUAUGUUACCUUUGAUGAAAAACCAUUUGAUGUAUUGUCAUUAUUGCUGUAAUUAUUUUAAGUGCUGAAGUAAAAAUUUCCUCUU